Molecule: messenger RNA, 755 nt
Organism: Bombina bombina (fire-bellied toad)
Lineage: Eukaryota; Metazoa; Chordata; Amphibia; Anura; Bombinatoridae
Product: thioredoxin domain-containing protein 9-like
Exons: 1
Coding region: 1-591 (196 amino acids)
Biological process (GO): microtubule cytoskeleton organization
Cellular component (GO): cytoplasm
Source: RefSeq, a predicted model, not a curated record
AUGGCAGCUAACAGCUCUGUAGAUAUUUUUACAAAAGUGGAGCGACUUAAAGAAAGAAGACUUGAAGCUCUCAAGAAAGCCCAACAGCAGAAACAGGAAUGGCUAUCUAAAGGACAUGGUGAAUAUCGAGAGAUACCUAGUGAGCGAGAGUUCUUUGAAGAAGUGAGGGAAAGUAAGAAUGUAGUUUGCCAUUUCUACAGAGAUUCUACCUUCAGGUGCAAAGUUUUUGAUAAACAUCUGACUGUGCUGGCCAAGAAGCACAUUGAGACUAAGUUUUUAAAGUUGAAUGUUGAGAAAGCACCUUUCUUGUGUGAGAGACUACGUAUAAAAGUAAUCCCCACUUUGGCACUUGUGAAAGAUGGAAAAACAAAAGAUUAUAUAGUUGGCUUUACAGAUCUAGGAAAUACUGAUGACUUUGCUAUGGAGACAUUAGAGUGGAGACUUGGCUGUGCGGGUAUUAUUAACUACAGCGGAAAUCUAAUGGAGCCACCUUUCCAGAAUCAGAAGAAACAUGGCACAAAUUUCACAAAACUUGAUAAGAAAACAAUACGGGGAAAAGCUUAUGAUUCGGACUCUGAAGACGACGAUUAGCUGGUUGAUUGGCUUGUUGUUGCAAUUUCUUUCUGGAUUUCUAAUCAUUGAGAAUACAUUCAUGCCCUUGUAAUUAAUUCUUUGUAAAUGCUACAAUUAUUGCUUUAUUUUUAUUUUACGGACUACACAGCCACAUAAACUAUUAAUAAAUAUUCUUUGCAAUA